AUGGCUCUUGAAAGACCCUCGUCUUUUACUAUCAACAAUUGUAAUUCACCAUUGGCCGGCAGGCCGGUGAAGGAAGGGGACGAAACAAUAAGCCCUGCAGGUGAGGUACAGACAGCUGCCAAACGCGCUCUGAACGAGACACUUUCGCCCCGUGGGAAGCGCAAACGACAGUGCCUGGACCCGUCCAAGCGGGCCACUCCUCGGGUAAGCUACGCUCAAGCAACCAAGAAGUCCCUGUGCAUCGCAGUUACAUGCGGCCACACCGGGAUCCUAACAAAGGACGUAGCGGACACGAUACUGACGGGGAUACAGAAGACCAUCCUAAAGGAGGCAUGGUCCCCGAACAACAAACAACCGGGGCCAGCUUUUAAUGGUAAGCCGGUUUACACAGAAGGCGUCCUGAAGCUGUGGUGCUCCAACGACCACACUUUGACAUGGUUUCAAAAAACCAUCGCCGACUUGGCCCUUUCAACCGGCCACCAGCUGAUCAUCAAGAGCCAGUCGGAAAUUACACGAAGGAUCAGGUGUGGCAUCCUGAUCCCUAAUGAACAGGGGGCCAUCACCGACUCGCGAGACAUCGGGCGGAUUCUGGCAUACCAGAACCCGCAGAUCGCGGUCGACAGGUGGGUGCUCCAAAGACAGGAGAAGCAGCAAGGCGCCAGCUUUGUGGUGGUGGGAAUCCCGGAGGAACAAAUCGCGACCCUGAUGAAGUCCGGGCGCCGCCUCGCCUUCGGGCUGGGUGCGGUGUACGUGAAAUUCCAGGGUCACAACGGCAAGUUUGCCGAUACUCCGCCGGGAUGGGACCCCGCCACUUUCACCAUCCAGAAACAGCCUGGCACAAGUACCACGACCAGCGAGGGCGCUGGCCCCACCGAGGGCCCUGCGGUGCCCGUACCCGCAACCGUCCCCUCACAGGACGACGACCCGGAAGAAGCCCUUCUGACGGGUUCAGACCUGGAGGGGGACGAAGUCGAGUCCGGGGACCUGCUGGCCGGGCUACAGCUUGGAGGAGACGAGGAGGGCGCAAUCUGCGAUGGCGUCCCCUUCUUCGUCGACAAUUAAAAUCCUCCAAGCAAACCUCCACCACAGCCAAACCGCGACGGCUCAGCUGCGCAAAUGGUUGGAGGUUCAACACACGGCCAUUGCCCUAAUCCAGGAGCCGUGGGUCAGGGCCGGCCAAAUCAGAGGACUCUCCAAUCUUGGAGAGACCAAUCUGCCAUCUCAAUACAGCAACCUGCUUUAAACAUGGAGAUCACCCUCGCCUCGGUAUACAUGCCCGAAGCAGAGGAGCCUCCUCCCUACGACCUCGCCCGCCUGGUGAAUCACUGCGAGAGA
This is a messenger RNA of Helicoverpa armigera (cotton bollworm), 1335 nucleotides long. RefSeq lists its product as uncharacterized. Lineage: Eukaryota; Metazoa; Arthropoda; Insecta; Lepidoptera; Noctuidae. The coding region runs from base 1 to 1062 and encodes 353 amino acids. The record is from RefSeq and is a predicted model, not a curated record. The transcript is spliced from 3 exons.